Messenger RNA from Lobosporangium transversale, 2418 nucleotides. RefSeq lists its product as hypothetical. The coding region runs from base 133 to 2418 and encodes 761 amino acids. The transcript has a single exon. NCBI's taxonomy places the organism in Eukaryota, Fungi, Mortierellomycota, Mortierellomycetes, Mortierellales, Mortierellaceae. The record is from RefSeq and is a predicted model, not a curated record. Gene Ontology annotation, biological process: SCF-dependent proteasomal ubiquitin-dependent protein catabolic process. Gene Ontology annotation, molecular function: protein binding. Gene Ontology annotation, cellular component: SCF ubiquitin ligase complex.
CAACGUUCAAUAGACAACAACUUAAGCAUUACCUCUUCCUCUUAUUCGUUUUUUCAAUCAUCUGCAGACUUUUUUUUUUUCUUUUUUCUUUUUUCUUUUCAGAGUGACUGAAAAAAGGCAUACGAGAAUAUAAUGGCAGGAACAGCAGUAAUAAGAGACGCUAUCUUUGUACAGCAAUUGCAAGGACAGGAGCAGGGGCAGGGGCAGGGGCAGGAGCAAGAGCGACCGCAAGGGCAAGAGCAAGAACAUGGAAAGAAACGAGAGCAAAGACAGGGAUAUAAACAAGAAGAUCAAGAGCACGAACAAGAACUAGACGAACAUCACCACUAUAAACAAAAACUAACCAUCGACAUCAUUAUCCAGUUGCCAGAGCUAGCACUCGCUAUUCAAACAUUUCUGGGGCCAAAACACCUCUUUUCUACUUGUCUCGUCAGUAAAUACUGGGCAUCAAUUUGGACACCUUUCCUCUGGCAAACCCUUAUUCUAUUGCAACCCCAUCCUGCCUUACACUCAAAACUGAUUCGAAAGUCCAAUUCUUCUACUGUAAACUCCAAAACCACUGAUAACAACAAAGGCAAUGGCAACAGCCGUUGUAGUUUAGACUCUGCAAACGGAGAAGAACGAUAUGUUUUGACGGAGGCAUGUCUUAGUCGAUAUGGCCAUUAUGUCCGAUGUCUCAAUGCAUCAUGGUUGACUCCUCAAUCACUGUUACGUCUCUCUUAUUUCUGCUUGAAUCUGCAGCAUGUUAAGCUAGCAGACACACUGAUUCCGAUUAAGAGAGUCCUGCAACCCAUGCUUCGAUCAUUAGGAUCAUUACGAAAGCUGGAGCUGGAUUUGCCCUUUGAGUUUAUAGAUGAAGAAGAGGAAGAAGAGGAAGACUGCCAAAAAGCAGGAGAAGGAGAGAAUGGGAGAUAUGAAAAGCAUGAAGAGCGAAAACUGAAGGAAGAGGAAGAGGAGAGGGUACUUCAUCUAGAACCUGUAAUAGCAAAGGGCCCACAUGAGAAUUCUUUGUUAAAGUCCAUUGAGGUUUGCGCAUCGACUAUGAGUUUGGAGUAUCUGAGCCUUAUAUUUCAAACAUCCGUUCGGGUCCCUGUCAUGGCAUUACUCUCAUUGUUCAGAAGGCACCGGAAACUCCAUACUGUGAAGUUGGUAGAUGCUGAUAUUGAGGAAUUGGUAUUCCUGGCUGCAACCAGAAAAAGCACAGGGAAAGGGAAAGGGAAUCCAAAAAGAAAAAAUGGAAAAGGAGAGAGUGAGUCUAAUAUGUCAAGGUCAGGGUCAGGGUCAGGACUAGGACCGCAGCCGGCGUUUGCAUCGACGUCGGUUGUGGGUACUCCCUCGUUACCUCAGCAGACGCAAUCUCCGGUAUCAAUCUCGGGUUCUGAUGAUGAGAACACGUCUAUAGCAUCAACAUCGACACCAGGAUCGCCAUGCUUAGCGUCUUCAACGCUGGAUACAGAUAUCUAUAAUUUAUUGUUCCUCUCGAUCAUCAGCUCCCAUACCUCGGACACAGCUCUUGCUCAUAUUCUCGAACGAUGCCCUCACUUACAAGCGCUUCACCUUCAUUCUUGCGACAACCUCUCAGAUACUUCAUUAGAGUUAAUUGCUCAACAAUCUUCCUCCCUCACCAGUAUCUCCCUCUCGAGCUGUAAGAAAAUGACUGUACAAGGGCUUAAGCAGUUUUUCAUGACCACACACAGACUCCUCAUUCACAUUCAUCUUUGUGAUAUGACAGCAGUCCAUGACGAAACUCUUGAGCUCAUCGCUCAACGACACAGCUUGAGUCUCAGAAAACUAGCCAUUUACUUCUGUGCAUUUGUGAAGGAUAAGGGAAUCAAAACGCUGUUGAAGUCAUGCAAAGAGUUAGAGGUCUUGGGGCUUCAGGCUUAUGGUAUGAGCACCGAAAUUUUUGAAGAACCUUGGGCCUGUGAACAAACACUGGAACAGUUAGAUCUACAAGCAGUCUUCAAGCUGUUUGUACAACGACCCGAGAAUGAUGAUGGCAAUAACAACAGUGGUAAUGCCAAUGUAAAACUGAGCGACUUCUCUGCCACGAGGGUAUGGCGAGAUCGUCAAGCAAGGAUCGAUGCGUUUGAAAUGACAAGGCGUCGAUUGAUGACCUUGUCCAACCUCAGAAACCUUCGCCUAUUUGCGGGCGGUAUUGGAGAGCAGGUCUUGAAUGGAUUUGGGGUCCAUCAACGGAUAGAGGUUUUGCAUCUCUAUGGGCUUCAGAGUACCAUUAUUCAUUCGUUACCGUGGUCCCAGAUCCGGAUGCGAUAUCCGUACUUGAAGCAAUUCUAUUGCGGGGUCAUUGGCACUAAAGACCAUUUUAUCAGGGAUGAGCUUGAACGCUUAAAUGUUGAGCUCUUGACUUCUUCUAGUAUCCCUGAUCUAGCGUUUGAGAACAACUUUGACGAUUGA